AGGUGGUUCACUAUUUAUCACGACAAUUAAUAAAACCAAGAUAUCCUAUGCUCUUGGCAUAGUGCUAGCAGAGAAGGUCAUGUCCAUUGUCCCCGAAGGUACUCAUGACUGGGACAAGUUUAUCCCGCCCGAAGAGCUUGAAAGACUACUUGAAUCUAAUGGUUUUGUGGUAGAUACUCUGAGGGGAAUGCUGUACAAUCCCUUCAUGGGAUCCUGGAGUUGGUUUGAAGACACAAGCAUUAACUAUGCGGUUCAUGCAUUGAAGAACGUCCGCCAAGAACAGACAUCAGAUAUUGACAUUGAAAAAGAACAAGAUCUCUCUAAGGCAGCAGAAGCAUCUAUAUAAUGGAUUUUCCUGCUGCUU
Nanorana parkeri is the source of this 364-nucleotide messenger RNA. Its product is annotated as ubiquinone biosynthesis O-methyltransferase, mitochondrial-like. NCBI's taxonomy places the organism in Eukaryota, Metazoa, Chordata, Amphibia, Anura, Dicroglossidae. The record is from RefSeq and is a predicted model, not a curated record. The coding region runs from base 80 to 346 and encodes 88 amino acids. The transcript is spliced from 2 exons.